AUGGUCCUGGAGGCUUCUAUCUUGGUUGGUGAUUACACGCCUACGCGUUUGGAGGCCCAGGCAGAUGCCGUCAACCUGAUCUUUGGCGCCAAGACCCAGUCCAACCCCGAGAACACCGUCAGUUUGAUGACCAUGGCCGGCAAGAGUCCCAAGGUACUGGUGACAUUUACAGCGGAUAUCGGCAAGAUCUUAUCGGCUCUUCAUAAUGUCGCCAUUGGAGGCCAGGUUUCCUUCAGCACCAGUGUCCAGAUCGCUCAGCUGGCAUUGAAGCAUCGUCAGAACAAGAACCAAAGACAGCGGAUUAUUGUGUUUGUGGGCAGCCCCGUGGAGGAGGACGAGAAGACGCUGGUGAAGCUGGCCAAGAAGUUAAAGAAGAACAACAUUGCCGUCGACGUCAUCAACUUUGGAGAGGAGGCCGAGAACACCACUAAGCUCGAGGCCUUUGUCGCCGCCGUCAACAACAGCGAUAACAGCAACUUGGUGACGGUCCCACCAGGUCCUCAUUUGUUGAGCGACAUCCUCGUCAGUUCGGCAAUCGUCGCAGGAGAGGACGGCACCGCGCCCGCCUUUGUCUCGAGCGGUGGUGGGUCCUACGAGUUUGGCGUCGACCCUAACCUGGAUCCUGAAUUGGCCCUUGCCCUCCGGAUUUCGCUUGAGGAGGAGCGUGCGAGACAGGAAGCUGCUUCUGGAGGCCCUCCUAAGGCUGAGGAGGGCGGUGCUAAGGCCGAGGGCGGUGCUGCAGCGGCGGCUGGCGGUGUUGAGGAUGAUUUGUUGGCCCAGGCUCUUGCCUCAUCACAAACGGACGGCGACCACGAUAUGGAGGGUCUGACAGAAGAACAAGAAAUGCAACGCGCAAUCCAAAUGUCAAUGUCCGACACCAAUCCCACAUCCCAAACCACCACCAACCCCGCAGGAGAUUUUGACGAGGCGAUGCAGGACCCGGAUUUCAUGAACUCUGUCCUAGGCUCGCUCUCGGGCGUCGAUACCAACGACCCUCGUAUCCAGAACGUCCUCCAGGGCUUUUCUUCGUCUGCUAAUUCUGCAGAGGAGGAGGCUAAGAAGAAGAGGGAUGCUGAGGAGGCCAAGAAGGACGAUGAGAGCAAGUAG
Messenger RNA from Linnemannia hyalina, 1107 nucleotides. The record is from the annotation of a GenBank genome assembly. Lineage: Eukaryota; Fungi; Mortierellomycota; Mortierellomycetes; Mortierellales; Mortierellaceae.